AUGGAAAUAGCUGGGAAAAGGCUAGGGAAUGAUGCUGCGAGUUGGUGCUGCGAACCCAGGUGGUAUGCACUGAAGUAUAACGUGUUGCAGACCUGCAAUAGUGCGAAUCUCUACAACAGGGCAUGGCCAACUUCAGAAAUACAAACCCCUGCUUGGCAAGCAGCUCAAAGUCAACACUGCCUGGGUGAUCCAAAUGCCCGUGGUCAACAAAACGAAUCCCUUGCGUGGUUCUGGUCUGUCGAGGUCAACAUGCAGGGUCCGGAUCAAUCAUGGAAUGAGGAAUUUUACCAAGUUCACUGGCUCCGGGCAAAGGCACUAUGGGAUUGA
Molecule: messenger RNA, 327 nt
Organism: Suillus bovinus
Lineage: Eukaryota; Fungi; Basidiomycota; Agaricomycetes; Boletales; Suillaceae
Exons: 2
Coding region: 1-327 (108 amino acids)
Source: RefSeq, a predicted model, not a curated record